CUGAGACAGGUGCCACAAGACUGGAUUCUGGGGGGAAUGGACGAUUGAAAACGCAGCACUCCCAGCUCCACUCUUCGGUAAGAAGGGACUGCCAGCGAAUACUCUGAAACCUAGAGGAGUCAACAAGUCUCCAAGUACUGUAAGGUUUUACAAGAGAUAGAUUGGCUUGAAAGGUGAAUAGUCCAACUGGAAAGUAGGAGAAUGCCUUCGCCUACUGAUCCGUGCUUAGCAUUGAUGAUCCUUUCAUUAUCCUUCGGAGGACUGGUGCUGGGUUCUGAAUAUGAGACGCGAUUGGUGGCUAAGUUGUUUCAAAACUAUAACAAGGUGAUUCGUCCAGUGGAGAGCCACGAUCAAUUAGUUAACGUCACAGUGGGAUUGCAGCUCAUUCAGCUCAUCAAUGUGGAUGAAGUAAAUCAAAUUGUGGAAACAAAUGUGCGCCUGAAACAGCAAUGGGUUGACGUGAAGCUUCGAUGGAAACCAGAAGAUUAUGGUGGCAUUAAGAAGAUCAGAUUGCCUGCUUCUGACAUUUGGCUCCCAGACAUUGUCCUGUACAACAAUGCAGAUGGUGAAUUUGCCAUUGUUCAUAUGACGAAGGUGCUUUUGGAAUAUACAGGAAAAAUAAUCUGGAAUCCUCCAGCAAUUUUUAAAAGUUAUUGUGAAAUCAUUGUAACACAUUUCCCAUUUGACCAACAAAAUUGCAGCAUUAAACUGGGAAUCUGGACAUAUGAUGGAACAAGAGUUGCCAUAUUUCCGGAAAGUGAUCGACCAGAUUUGAGUGACUUCAUGGAGAGUGGAGAGUGGGUAAUGAAAGAUUACCGUGGAUGGAAACAUUGGGUGUAUUAUACCUGCUGUCCAACUACUCCUUACCUGGAUAUCACCUAUCACUUUAUCAUGCAGCGCCUACCACUUUAUUUUGUUGUGAAUGUCAUCAUUCCUUGUCUGCUCUUUUCCUUUUUAACUGGAUUAGUAUUUUACUUGCCGACUGAUUCAGGUGAGAAGAUGACUUUGAGUAUUUCAGUUUUGCUGUCUCUGACAGUGUUCCUUCUGGUUAUCGUUGAGCUAAUCCCUUCAACCUCCAGUGCUGUGCCUUUAAUUGGCAAAUACAUGCUCUUCACAAUGAUUUUUGUCAUCAGUUCAAUCAUUAUUACUGUCAUCGUAAUUAAUACUCAUCAUCGCUCUCCAAGUACACAUACAAUGCCACAAUGGGUUCGCAAGGUUUUUAUUGACACCAUACCCAAUAUAAUGUUUUUCUCAACAAUGAAACGAGUAAAAAAGGAAAAACAAGAGAAAAAAAUAUUCCCUGAGGACAUUGAUAUCUCUGACAUUUCUGGAAAACAAGCGGCAGGAAACAUUACUUUCCAAACUCCUUUAACAAAAAACCCAGAUGUCAAAAGUGCCAUUGAGGGAAUCAAAUACAUUGCAGAGCACAUGAAGUCUGAUCAGGAAUCAAACAAUGCUGCGGACGAAUGGAAGUAUGUUGCAAUGGUGAUUGAUCACAUUCUGCUGGCUGUCUUCAUGGUGGUUUGUAUUAUCGGUACUGUUAGUGUCUUUGCUGGUCGUCUUAUUGAACUCAAUCAACAGGGCUGAAUCUUCAUAAUAUACAGUCAAUAUGUUACUGAUAAAAGGAAUGGUUAUUGUUCUAUAGAAAAGAUGAUUAGUUCUAAUGUUGUAAUUGUAGUCUGUUGUGCAAGAUACAUUGUUUACAUUGUAUUACAUGUUUGGGAAUUUAAACCAUAUUAGUAAAAAAAGGUAGUUCAAGAGCAGCUGACAAAUGAAAACAACACACUAUAGAUAAACAAAAUAUGUAAAGAAUUAGAUUUGAAGUCAUUUGUAAUUUGAUAGAGAAACACAAUUAUGAGGAACAUUGAACAUUAUAGACUGAGUUUGUGUCAAGCAUGUGUUUAUUAUCUAAUAGAUCAUGUAACUUAAUGAUAACAUUGUUCUACUGUAUAAUUUUAUGUUUUCUU
Stegostoma tigrinum is the source of this 1967-nucleotide messenger RNA. RefSeq names its product cholinergic receptor, nicotinic, alpha 1 (muscle) (gene chrna1). The record is from RefSeq and is a predicted model, not a curated record. The transcript has 9 exons. Lineage: Eukaryota; Metazoa; Chordata; Chondrichthyes; Orectolobiformes; Stegostomatidae. Gene Ontology annotation, biological process: regulation of membrane potential; monoatomic ion transmembrane transport; signal transduction. Bases 202 to 1587 code for a protein of 461 amino acids. Gene Ontology annotation, molecular function: acetylcholine-gated monoatomic cation-selective channel activity; transmembrane signaling receptor activity. Gene Ontology annotation, cellular component: postsynaptic membrane; neuron projection; synapse.